GGAAAGUUGCUUUAAGAAUUGUUCUGAUUGUUAGAGUUAUUCUAAUGCAUUCAGGUGAUUGUUUCUGUUGUUUGUUGUUCUGGUAAAGGUUCACCUGUUAUUAUGUAAUACAAAAUAGGCCGCGACUUCGCUUGUUAUUUCUGUUGGUGGCGGUGCUAGUGGUAGUAGUGGUGGUAAUGGAGGUGGUGGCGGUCAUCGUCGUUCUAAUGUUAGCGGUGGUGGCGGUGGCAGUGAUGGCGUGGUGUACGAUCUCAAAGAAGGGACAGUGCUCGUCCUAGAUGUAAAGACAACAAUCUGAUCGCCCCCCUCAUUGUAUUGAUUACUUAAUCUGCACAUGAGGUGGUCACUCAAAGUGAAGUCAAAUAAGGAAGAACAAAGGGACAAAGAACCAGAACGAACAUGACAUGUUGAAAACUAAACAACCGAUGCUGCUAUAAAUACAGUCUAACCAACCGAACGCUGUUAUUGUUGCUGUUGUCCUUAUAAUCCUUGAUCGAGCAAACCGACUGUCACACAUACCCCACCCUUGAUAGUCCUGGUUAUCAACAUACACGCUUACAUACAUACAUACAUACAUAUAUAUACGCGCGCGCUUAUAUCGAACAGUGAGAACGAGUACUAAACACCGUAUUAGUGGAUAAAUGUUCUUCAUUUGUGGGAUAAGAAGGCUACCAUUGGUUUCAUGCUGAGAGAAAUCUCUCUCAACAAAUUACCAAACUUGCCACGGAGAACGUUGGUUCUCGUCUGGAUAUUCCAGAAACUAAAUUAUUAUUUCUGUGGUGAGAUAUUCCCUGUUAUUGUUCCCUGCAAGAUCAGUGACUCCAUGAAAUUGUAACCAAGAUUAUUUUAGAUACCAUGUCAAGGGUUUAUGUUAAUUUCUAGUUUUUUUUUUUCAUUUUUAUUGGAAUAAUACCUGCCAUUUUUAUGUUUCUUGUAAAGAACAUUUUCUAUAAUUUCCACAAAAAGAAAUUAUCAAUUAAUUGAUAUCAUUCGAUUGUUUUUCUCCUUUGAUUGGUACUUUUAGGUUUUAAACGUACCCUCUUGAGUUUUUCUCAACUAAUUGCAUGGAUAACAUCGAUAGUUAACCGAAGUUUUUCAACUCGUUAUACAACACACACACACACACACACACACACACACACACACACACACACACAUAUAUAUAUAUAUAUAUAUAUAUAACCUAGUUGAGAGCCCCUUUCAAUGUCUUCUCCAAAGACAGUUACAAUUGCAGUCUUAUCUUAUUUGCUGCUAUAAAAACCCUUUAUAGACUUCAGAUGAAUCUGGAUAUAAUUACAAUUAUUGUUAUUGUAAUUUAAAUAAGUGUGUCCGAAAUAAUAACAUCAACAACAACAACAACAGCAUUAAUAAUAAUUGUUUCCAUUUUGGGCACAAAACCAGAUAUUGAGAAGGGAGAGGAAGACGAUUGCAUUGAUCCUAGCACCUGACUUGUAGUUAUCUUACCGACCCCCUUAAUGAAGAAAAACGAAGUGAACCACGGCAACAACUACUACUAAUAGAAAUAAUAAUAAUAAUAAUAAUAAUAAUAAUAAUAAUAAUAAUAAUAAUAAUAAUAAUAAUAAUAAUAAUAAUAAUAAUACUUUCCACAGUACAAUGGGUUCUAAAUUUUGGAAAACUGUUAAAAAGAUCCAAAUUGCCACUGGCGUUCAUCCUUACAGAAAUUUAGAUUUGGAAAAUAUAACCUUACCGAUCCUGGACAUGGAAUUUCGUUACAUAUCACGCAACGAUGGACAAAAAGAGUUGGUUGGCAAGGGCACAUACGGCCGAGUCUACCUGGGUCGCUGCAAAGGGAUGUCAAGUUUGGUAGUAGCGAAAUGCUUCAAGAACAAAGACAUGAAGGAAAUUUGUGCCGAAGCUAAAAUUAUGAACCAUUUAUCAGAAACGGGAGUGGUACCGAAAUGUUUCGGUUUGAUCCAGGAUGAAAAUUUAGAAAUACAACCGUGCUUAGUUCAAGAAUAUUUCGGGCAAGGUAUUACCCUUUCAAAAUUUCUGUGUGAUUUGCGUAUUACGCUUAAGAGCAAAAAUUGUAUAGGUAUCUGCUUGCAGCUUUCUCGUGGAUUAAAGAAAAUACACGCUCAAGGCAUUUUAUUAAACGAUAUUAAAACUGAUAACAUACUUAUAGAUCGAUACACUAUCGAUUUUCAAAUUCGCUUUAUCGAUUUUGGAUGUGCUAGCACCCUGAAAGGAAUAUCGUUUGAUAUUUCGGAAAGUGAAAGCUGUUACCAUGUUGCCCCUGAGGUCAAAGCAAAACAACUAACCAGUACUUCGUCGGAUGUGUUCAGUCUGGGUCAUGUCUUUGAUGCAAUUCAGGACCUGAUGCGGGUGGAAUGUCUCGUUCCUCUCGUGAGCAGCUGCACCAUGGUCAACCCUAAAAAGCGCAUCAGACUUCAAGAUCUUGUCGAGGAUCUCAAAUCUCUUCACCACGAGAUAUUUUAUAGAGAAAUGAGAAACUGGGAUUAAAAAUGCAAACAUGCACGCACGCGUGCAUACGCACAUACACACACAAACACAUACAUACAUUCACCCGCACCUAUUUAUAUGCAAGCGUACA
This is a messenger RNA of Octopus bimaculoides (California two-spot octopus), 2572 nucleotides long. RefSeq lists its product as uncharacterized. The record is from RefSeq and is a predicted model, not a curated record. NCBI's taxonomy places the organism in Eukaryota, Metazoa, Mollusca, Cephalopoda, Octopoda, Octopodidae.